UGAAUCGAAAGAGGUUGGUUUGUUGAUAAGACAACUAUAAAAACCGACUCCCUCCCGCUAAUUCUUCCCAUCUCGUCAACUCAAAUCCUCUCUUCUCCCAUAUACACACACAGAUUAAAGCCCUCUCUGAAUCUCCUAGCCUUCUCUCUGUAAUGGAAGAUCCAGUUCGCUGUUCCGUUAUCAUCGUCGGAGCUGGUAUCGCAGGCAUAACGGCGGCGAAAGUGUUGGCGUUGAAUGGGGUGGAGGACGUAAUGAUACUGGAAGCGGCGGACAGGAUCGGAGGGAGGAUAAGGAAGGACGAAUUUGACGGUGUGACGGUGGAGCUCGGCGCCGGAUGGAUUGCUGGCGUCGGCGGCAAGCAGUCCAAUCCCGUCUGGGAGCUCGCCCGCCAGUGCGACCUCCGCACCUGCUUCUCCGACUACAGCUGCGCCCGUUACAACAUCUACGACCGCAGCGGGAAGAUAUUUCCGAUUGGAAUCGCUGCUGACUCGUACAAGAAAGCGGUUGACUCAGCGAUCCAGAACCUCAGGAGCCAACAGGCCAACCACGACGCCACCGUCUCCGACUCUUCAAAUCUUCCCGAAACGCUGCUGUCUAUUCCAAAAACACCGAUAGAGCUAGCAAUAGACUUCAUUCUCCAUGACUUCGAGAUGGCAGAAGUUGAGCCUAUAUCGACGUACGUAGAUUUUGGGGAGAGAGAAUAUCUCGUUGCGGACGAAAGGGGUUACGAGCAUUUACUUUACAAAAUGGCGGAAACCUUCCUUUCUACGUCAGAGGGAAAAAUUGUGGAUAGCCGUCUCAAGCUUAACACGGUUGUUCGGGAAGUGCAGCACUCAAGGAAUGGCGUUACAAUUACCACUGAGGAUGGUUUUGUCUACGAAGCCAGUUACGUUAUUUUGUCCGUUAGCAUUGGCGUUCUCCAAAGCGAUCUUAUUUCCUUCGCACCACCCUUGCCAAAUUGGAAAAUGGAAGCAAUCAGGAAUUGUGAAAUUAUGGUUUACACCAAGAUAUUUCUCAAGUUCCCCUACAGUUUCUGGCCAUGUGGUCCCGGAAAGGAGUUCUUCAUCUAUGCCCAUGAGCGAAGAGGCUACUAUACAUUUUGGCAGCACAUGGAAAAUGCUUACCCAGGGUCCAAUAUUCUGGUGGUGACACUAACGAAUGGGGAGUCAAAACGUGUGGAAGCUCAAUCAGAUGAAGAAACAUUGAAGGAAGCAAUGGAAGUACUGAGGAACAUGUUUGGGCCAGAUAUUCCUAUUGCCACUAACAUACUAGUCCCACGUUGGUGGAAUAAUAGAUUCCAACGUGGCAGCUACAGUAAUUACCCCAUCUACGGCAAUCACCAACUUGUGCAUAACAUCAAGGCACCGGUAGGGCGCAUAUUUUUCACAGGAGAGCACACCAGUGAGAAAUUUAGUGGUUAUGUCCAUGGAGGUUAUUUUUCAGGUAUAGACACUUGCAAAGCUCUUCUUGAAGAGAUGAGAAAGGAAGAGGGAAGAAAGAGCGAAUCUCAAGCUCUAUUACUGGAGCCAUUGUUAGGAUCGUUAACGUUGACGCAAGCAGACGCUGUUUCUACAGGUCUCCACAAAUGUGACAUUAGACGGCUCUUCCUCAGCGGGGGACUCCCAGAAGCCAUCUUAUGAGUUAGUUAUGACUAAAUAUAAUGGAUCUGCAGGUGUUGACACUUACAUUGCCAAAGAUAACAAUGAUUUGAUUACUACUGAGAUUUGUGGACCUCACAAUGAAUACAAGACAAGCCCUUAAAUGCACCAACAGACAGCGUCAGAGUAAAUUCACUAGAGGAUUGCAAGAGGUGGAAACGUAUGAAGAUUGUUCUCCCUGAGUAGCCAAGCUAGCAAGGGAUAUAUCAUUUUGAUAGAAAUUGAUCAAGAAUUUUAUUUUUUUUUUAAUUUUUUUUUUCCUGGUUGCAACCCACUGAAAACUAAAAAUGCGAUUGGUACAAGAAUUCCAAUUUGUCCUAUCUUUCAAUUAUAAAAUUUCAAAAACAAUGUAUUGCUA
Molecule: messenger RNA, 2016 nt
Organism: Ipomoea nil (Japanese morning glory)
Lineage: Eukaryota; Viridiplantae; Streptophyta; Magnoliopsida; Solanales; Convolvulaceae
Product: polyamine oxidase 1
Exons: 10
Coding region: 153-1640 (495 amino acids)
Biological process (GO): polyamine catabolic process
Molecular function (GO): polyamine oxidase activity
Source: RefSeq, a predicted model, not a curated record